AUGUACGCGAACGUCCCCUUCACGUUCGUCAGUCCACCGCGCUUCAACACGGCGGUGCCGAAGUCGCUCACCUUGGCGCGGCCGUCGCGGAACAGCACGUUCUCAGGCUUGAGGUCGCGGUGCACGAUGCGCUUGCCGUGCAGGUAUGCGACGGCGCCAAUCACGUCGCACAGCAUCGACUGGACCUGCUCCGCGGAGCGAAGCCCGCCGUGUGCGAUGAGUUCGCUCAGCGAUCCGUCGGAGCAGAGUUCCAUGAAGAUGGACACGCAGUUGUCGUCGCGCUCGCAGAAGAGGUACUGCACGAUGUUGGGGUGGCUGAGCGAGCUCAUGAUCUCCACCUCGUGCGCGAUCUCCUUGAGCUGGCUGUCGUGCCCGUGCGGCUCGCCCUCGCGGUCGUCGCGCAGGUACAUCCGCUUCACCGCGCAGCGCGCCCCCGUCACCUCCAUCUCCGCCUCGAAGACGUUGCCGAACGCACCCCCACCGAGGCGGCGGCCGAGCGUGUACGGCGGCACCUUGAAGCGCUUGGACGGGCGGAAAAUGCUGACGCUGUUCAUCUCCUCGUCGACGCCAAUGCCGGAGAAGAGCAGCACCUCCACGUCGCGCAAUGUCAGCGGCAUCUCGAGGCGGGAGGCGUACGGCACCUCCACCGGCAUCAUGCUCAGCGCGGCAGCGAAGAAGAAGACAGGGCGGCGGUCGUGCAGCAGCCACGACAGCGCAACACGCAGUUGUGCCGCGUCAAGGUCGGGGGCAUGCAGCAGCAGCACCUUGAAACGCUCUGACCCGCGGCGGAAGGCCUCAUCGAGGGCCUCAAGCGUGGGCCGCUGCAACACAAGGAAGUUAGAGCUCCACAACAUGCGCAGAACAUCGUCCAGCAUGUUGCUGCGGCUGCGACAGUACAUGAGUGCCGUGAUGGCAAGGGCGUCUACGCCGCUGCCCAUAAUACUGUCCCGCAUCACCCGCGACGAGAAAAGAGUGAGCUGGCCGGAGCCGUGGGACGUCCCCACCCAGCCAUCAGCCCCUAGGAAGGAACCUUGGUCACGUGAACCCAGUGUAGGGGCCGUGUCCGUGAUCUCUUUGUCCUCUGCAUAG
This is a messenger RNA of Trypanosoma grayi, 1089 nucleotides long. RefSeq lists its product as hypothetical. The record is from RefSeq and is a predicted model, not a curated record. The coding region runs from base 1 to 1089 and encodes 362 amino acids. The transcript has a single exon. Lineage: Eukaryota; Euglenozoa; Kinetoplastea; Trypanosomatida; Trypanosomatidae.